Messenger RNA from Cydia fagiglandana, 2249 nucleotides. RefSeq lists its product as uncharacterized. The record is from RefSeq and is a predicted model, not a curated record. Lineage: Eukaryota; Metazoa; Arthropoda; Insecta; Lepidoptera; Tortricidae. The transcript is spliced from 4 exons. The coding region runs from base 89 to 853 and encodes 254 amino acids.
GUAUUAAAAAAAGUUAGUAGAGCUGUGACAGUCGUGGAGAGCGCACGCUGGUUUAAUUUAAUAACGGGGUAAAUUUAUUUCAAACAAAAUGCCGAAGAAAUUGAAAGUUGUAGUGAAGUCUAUGUACUCGCACGAAAUUCGGAAGGAUGUGAGCCUCGCCGACUUGAAGUCACUAAAACUUGAAGAUGCGUGGCCAUUUAUUAGAGAUGAAAUUGAAACAGAAAUCGGUAGCAGCCAAUUGGUUUGUAUCCCGCACAUUACGGAAGCAGACCUCUACAAAUGCACCUCUCUAUUCGUUCCUAACGAAAAAGAAACUAACGGUAAAAUGUUCACGCCGCUUGGAGAAUUGAGCAAGAAUCUUAAUAAGGCAAAAUCUAAUAGCGAUUACGUGAAAUGGCUGGAACAAGGCAAUUUUCAAGAGGAGGACUUUAAAUUUCCGCAUGAAAGUGUGAAGAUCACACUGCAAGAUGAAACCAUCAAGAACAAAGUGCGAGUGAUCAUGAUCAACUUCUCACGCGCCAGUGUCCCCAAGGACAAGCACCUUGAGAACAACAUCUAUCUCGAUGUCAAUAACAAAGAUCUGAAGGGCAAGAAGUCGGUGUACAUGAUCACGAACGUGCUGAUGGCGAAGACGAUCGAGUUCCGCGUGACGCGCGGCACCUCCUCGCGCAUCUUCCACCUCGGCAACCUGUCGCCGCUGGUCUUCGGGCUCGAGGAGUUCCUCAUCGGGGACGACGGCAAGCUCGUCAAGAAGGUACCAGUGACCAUCAAGUCCAAGGCGCUGCGUUGGAAGAAGGUGGACUCCUCGGACCAGCUGUACAUCGUGGGCAAGGACGAAGCAUGCACUGCUUAAAUUAUUUACAACAUUUAGUAGAAAUACUUCGGGCUACCUGAAUGAGCUCACCACAAGAUAAACUUGCUGCCACGUGAGAUUGCGGGUGUAGCAUGUAAACGUAAAAACUGUUUACUUAUUUAUAUAAAAAAUAUAGGCGCGACACUUGGCCUUAUGUUACGUGGAUGUCACGUAUUUUUUAAAAUAGGCAAAUAUUUUAAAGGUGAUUUUCAAAAUCUCGAUAGGUAAAGUAGAAAAAAAUAUUGUGUUAUCAAGGGCAGCUCUAGCACGACCUUAACAUCUCCAACACCGGAGCACCGGAGGAGUUUCGUUUCAGCGCCCCCUCAAGGCGGCGCCGCUCGCACCGCCCUAGGGUCGCCCUUCGUCGCUAAUGGAUGGGUAUUAGAUAAUUCUGUUUUAGGAGGUAUUAUCACUUGGCCAAGCCAUGACCUAUUUUAUGAUAAUAAAUCACUCUAGGUUUAGAUUAGAUGUUAUCUCAAUUUCUUAGAUGUUUCGAGAUAAUUGAUCUUUAUGAAACUGUAUGCAUACCAAUUGAAUUAUACAAAAAUAAUAUGGUUUAUGUGUAAUUUGACAUUCCAAAGUAUGACUCCACAACUUAUAUCGAGUGAUGUUAACUAAAAUCACAUUAGGUAUUACCUACAUUUCUUUCUCAAUCCUGCUCUGUGUCAAUGCUUUAUCACACUGGCGUUUUUGGUGGGUGAGUUCGCUGAAAUCGCCAGUGCGAAAAAGUCCGUCUUAACGGAGUUUAAUAGUAUUCCUAGAUAAUUAAUUAGGGUGUAAACAAAGACCCAGUACUUAAAAACUUAGUUACGUUCAGUAUUUGUGAUGUGAUGCUACUUAUACCAAUAGAUAAUUUUACCGCUACCUAAGCUUCUACAAUUCUAAAUAGCAUGUGGUGAUUAAUAUACACACUUCACAUAAGGAAGCGAACAUUGUGUUUGCACUUAUUUGAUGUGGAUGAUCUAAAUUUGUGUGCAUUUUCUAAGACUUCUCUAAGUCUUAUUGAUGUGGCCAGUCUCCCGCUGAGUAUUUUAUAGACGAACUAUAAUUUGAUAGUGUUUUCACCACCUGCAUUGUGAUACUUUUAGUUGUAACUAUCUGGAUAGGUACAUGUUUUCAAUGUUACAUUUGAUUUAUGGAAAGAUAGUGUAUUCCUAGAUGAAUGAUGCAAAUAGACAAAUGAUUAUUGAAGUAUUAAUUAUGAUUUUUUUACCCUGUGACUAUUUAUUGUGAUGUCAAUGUAAUUUGAUUCUAAAUGUGUAAUUUAUUAAGUAUUUUAUUAUUGUGACCAUCUACACAAUUAUCAGGCUAUCGUAUUAAAUGUUUUAUCACAUUUGUAUCUUUAAGAAAUAAAUGUUUUAAAUUUAAAUAAACUAUAUGUUGACAUAAUGAGAAA